UCCCGUCGGUAUGUUGGCCACACUGGUUGCACCCGCUUGCGCGUGUUAGCACGGAAUGGCGGCUAUGCGCGCAGACCAUGGGUGCUGAGCAGCGUUAAGCGAAAGAACCCCGCGUCCAGCGGCGGCGUCUGCCAGGCGUCUAAUGGCGGGCAAGUCCGCUCCAGCCAAGUCUCCACCGAACCCUUCGGCCAAGUCCCCGGUCAAGUCUCCAACCAAGGCCCCGGCGAAACCCCCAGCCAGGAAUGCAACUUCAAGAGAGCUGCUCGCCUAUGCCGGGUACAUUAUCGGCAGGGAGAUAGGAGAAGGAACGUACUCUAAAGUCAGGAUGGCCGUAAAGAACGGGAUGACGUACGCGGUGAAGAUUGUCCCGAAGCACCUGGCUCCUCGCGAGUACGUUACCCACUUCUUGCCACGAGAACUGGACAUCAUUCCCAAGCUGCAGCAUCCCAACAUCGUCCAAGUGUUCGACAUCCUGGACGUCAGGCAGAAGGUCUUCAUUGUUAUGGAGAUGGCAACGAAAGGAGACCUGCUACAAAAAGUGUCGAAUGAGGCGCCAUUUUCUGAGGGCAAGGCCUUCCUGUACUUCGAACAGAUAGCCGACGCCGUCGCUUAUUUACACAAGCAGCACAUCGUACACCGUGAUCUCAAGUGCGAGAACAUCUUGCUCAAUCCAAAUCACCAGGUCAAACUGGCCGACUUCUCCUUCACCCGCUACUGCUAUAACCCUAAAAGCGGCCGCAAAUUGCUGAGCGAGACGUACUGUGGCAGCGCAGCGUACGCAGCUCCAGAAGUGAUCCAGAACAUUCGCUACCGUCCCAAGCGGUACGACUCGUGGAGCCUCGGGGUCAUUCUGUACAUCAUGGUGGCGGGCCAGUUGCCAUUCGAUGACAGCGAUCCGUUUCAUCAGGUGCGAGCGCAGAUGUGUCGCCAGAUCUACUUCCCGCCCUCGUACCGUUUGUCGAAGCUUUUGAAGAACCUCAUUCGACACUUGUUGGAGCCCGUGGUCCUCUAUCGGAGUACCGUGACCAGGGCUCUGAAGCAUCCUUGGAUGAGGAGGGAGAGGAUCAAAAGGAAGCUCAGGGACAUCAAGCGCAAAAGUUUUCCGCAAGGGGUCCAUAAGCAGCCAGGAGUCCAGCAUCUGCGUGACACCCAAUCGUGCCAGUCUUUCAGCACAAUGCCCAGUCCCGUGUCGUCCUUGGACACUGUUGGGCCGAAAUCCGUCUCCGCAUCCGCGCUUCCCAAAGGCAACAACGGUGCUUCUUCUCCCAAGGCGAAGCGCACGAAGGGGCCAGAUUACUACAGCAAGUUGGCCCAAGACACCGGGUACGAGGAUAAAAAGCUUCCAGGAUCGUCUCCUCCUCGCGCACUUUCGCCGAAGCGUGGCAAACGAUCGGUGAUGUCGCCCACUAGGUUCGGUGGUCAGCAGAAUGAGGAGCGUUUUCUGAACGACCCGGCGUACCGAAGAAUGGACCAACGUAUGAUGCAGCUUGAGCAGAUGUCACCUGCAUCGAAUGCGCAGGUCCCAGGAUCGCCGGGGCUUAAUGCGUGCAUGUCGCCGGACCCGAUGUACCCAGGAUGCCAGAGGACAUCGGGGCCCAAGUACCCCAGGCAGCCAAUGCAAUCGCCGACCAGAGGACUGGAGGGAGGGCCCUUUAUGCAUGACAGUGGUUUCGUGGUUCACGGUAGAUUGCCCAGAAGACACAGGUCUCAAGGGGAACUGGCUAGUUUUAAGGUUGCGACGCCAUACGGGCAAGUGUUCGUGUCGAGCAGUUCUUCGGGAGAGUACUAUUGAUCGACAAACGAAAUAAGUUGAAAUGGAUAAUUUGUAUCAAAUAAAUUUCUUAAUGAAAUCGUGGGGUUAA
Molecule: messenger RNA, 1862 nt
Organism: Ornithodoros turicata
Lineage: Eukaryota; Metazoa; Arthropoda; Arachnida; Ixodida; Argasidae
Exons: 6
Coding region: 143-1792 (549 amino acids)
Biological process (GO): intracellular signal transduction; protein phosphorylation
Cellular component (GO): cytoplasm
Molecular function (GO): protein serine/threonine kinase activity; ATP binding
Source: RefSeq, a predicted model, not a curated record